Messenger RNA from Sinocyclocheilus anshuiensis, 1329 nucleotides. RefSeq names its product AN1-type zinc finger protein 5-like. The record is from RefSeq and is a predicted model, not a curated record. The coding region runs from base 7 to 699 and encodes 230 amino acids. NCBI's taxonomy places the organism in Eukaryota, Metazoa, Chordata, Actinopteri, Cypriniformes, Cyprinidae. The transcript has 4 exons. Gene Ontology annotation, molecular function: zinc ion binding; DNA binding.
ACUGUGAUGCUCAUGACUCUUGUGUUUUGUUCUCGGCAGGAAUCGCUCCAUUUCAGAGAGAUGGCCCAGGAGACCAAUCAAAGCCCCGUGCCCAUGCUCUGUGCCACCGGCUGCGGUUUCUACGGCAACCCUCGGACCAGUGGCAUGUGCUCGGUCUGUUACAAAGAGCAUUUAACACGACAAAACAACGGGGGAGUCAGUUCUAUUAGCACAAUGGCAGCUUCCAGCAGUGUCACCAGUAGUCCUACCUCUGAAUCCUCAGCCAUCCAGAUCAUCGAAGCUACACUAAACAACUCCUCGUCUGCUAGUGUUGAGUCACCCAACUCCACUGAUGCCCUUCCCGUUACACAACAGAUGACGGAGAUGAGCAUUUCCUGUGAAGACGAGGUGGUCUCGCUUAAAGUAGAAGUUCCUGAACCAGUCGUCACUCAGCCGACGGCGUCCGCCGCUCCUUCGAGCACAGCUGAAGGUGAAGAGACCAAAACACCCGAUGCCCCCAAACCCAAGAAGAACAGAUGCUUCAUGUGCCGCAAGAAGGUGGGCCUGACAGGGUUCGACUGCCGCUGUGGGAAUCUCUUCUGUGGACUCCAUCGCUACUCGGACAAGCACAACUGCCCCUACGACUACAAGGCAGAGGCUGCGGCCAAGAUCCGCAAAGAGAACCCGGUGGUGGUGGCCGAUAAGAUUCAGAGAAUAUAAAGCGCUCACCGUCUGCACCUCGACUUUGCGAGAGAUCAGCUACAAGGACUCGCACGUUGACCUGUGAUUCUAAAGACUAGUUUUUUUAAUUACAAUAUGGGAAAGAAUCUUGUUUCUAUGCCAGUGCAUGAGUGAUCACUGUUUCCACCUUUCUUUUGUUUUCUGUUGUUGGUAUAUGAGCUUCAAGUUAAAACACAUGGGGGGGGGGAGAAUAUCUAUAAAAGGUGUGAAGCCAGAGACAUUGCCUACCAUGUCUGUUUCUGAGUGGAAAAUGUGCUGUAACCUGGAAUCUGAUUGUGUUGAAGGCUGACCGUCCGUGGUGAUUGUCAUUAGUUAACUCUGUGAUCGUGUCUCCUGGUUGGACUCUCUGAAGACUGUUACGGAUCUGACCCGAGCGCCGUCAGAGCAGCAGUGCAUGACUGGCUCAUGUAGCAAAUGGACGCUCUGUUUCCUCUGGGUCAAACAUUCAGCCCUCCCAUUAUAGAGUCAGCCUUUACAACAUUUAUCAGCCACCUUUUCUGCUUGAGCAUCAGCCUGCGUCAGUUAUCCAGCUAUUGGAGUGAUGCUGGGGUUUCCUUUUCAUUCAACUGUUAAAAAUUAUUUUUAAACCAUUGACGGACUUUGUGAAAA